Messenger RNA from Pseudomassariella vexata, 591 nucleotides. RefSeq lists its product as uncharacterized. The transcript has a single exon. Lineage: Eukaryota; Fungi; Ascomycota; Sordariomycetes; Amphisphaeriales; Pseudomassariaceae. The record is from RefSeq and is a predicted model, not a curated record. Bases 1 to 591 code for a protein of 196 amino acids.
AUGGCAAGCUUGGGACAACGAAUCAAGGAUGCAUUGAGCAGCGACCAUUCAUCCGAAGCCGAAAGGGGAGAUGAUGACCACCGAACACCCGGUGCAUUCCCAUCGGACCAGAACACCGGAACGACUGAUGUUGGCCAGCCUCACGUUGGGAGUAAGUCAGCGCCAUCUGGCCAUACACACCUCGGCGGUACUUCGGACGAUCCCAUCUCAGCAUCGACUAGCUCGCAUCACAAAAAGUUGCACAAGAAAAACGAUCGCAGGAGUAGUAGCUCCUCGGACUCAAGCGUUGACUCAGUGGAUUCCGACUACAUGCCAUCGAAUACUGCCAAUGACAGACAAUAUGACAGUAGAUCGGCGGGCAGUAAUGCCGUACCCCUGGUCGCAAGGAUGACACAUACCAUCCUGCCUCUGACGGAUACAGUUCUGACAUGGCCGCCGGCGCCGGUGGAAUCGGUGCUAGUCAAGUUGGCGAUGAUCGUUCCGUUCAGCCAACUGACCGGUAUGACCUUGAUACAACGUCUUCCCCUUCAAACCUGCCAGAGAAAAGUCACAGUGACUACGAUGAGAACACUGCAAAGGGCUUGGGUGUAG